AUAAUGUAUAAAUAAAAUAACAAUUUUAUCGUGCGUAUAGCGACAGCACUGUACUGCGCACGCGUGUGCCCACAAUAAUAGUUUUAUUAUUAUGUAUUCCGAUUUCGGCAGCAGUCUGUGGUCUGUUCCCGAGACAGGCGCAUCGAGGUAGAGUUGCCGCAAUUCACAGUAUUACGUGGUGCAUACAUGCAUCCAGAACAUUACAAUAACAUUAUGCGACGAGUCAAUCAUUGCAAUAAAUCGACUUUAUUUCGAGUACUACGUUUUUUGUCAACUGAAACAAAGAUUCUUAAAGAAUUUAACGAAAUCCCAGGACCAAUAUCUUUACCGCUAGUUGGCACCCUUUACCAAUACUUCCCGGUGUUCGGUAAGUACAAAUUUGACCGAUUACAUCACAAUGGAUUGACGAAACUCCGUCAGUACGGUCCGGUUGUUCGAGAAGACAUUGUACCUGGCGUGUCUAUAGUGUGGAUAUUCAAACCGGAAGACAUCGAGAUGCUUUAUCGGAAAGAAGGCAGGUACCCGGAAAGACGUAGUCAUUUGGCAUUACAAAAGUACAGAUUGAGUAAACCAGAUGUAUACAACACUGGAGGGCUAUUGCCUACAAAUGGCAAGGAUUGGUGGAGACUUAGAAAAGCAUUUCAAAAACAUUUGAGUAAGGUUCAAUGCGUCAAGGGGUAUGUGAACAGUACGAACACAGUAGUAGGAGAAUUUAUAGAUCGGAGAAUAAGACGCGAAGGACGCACAGAUGAUUUCAGCCCUGAACUAUCUAGACUCUUCCUCGAACUAACGUACUAUAUCGCAUUCGAUAAACGACUUCAGCGGUUCAAAGACAAAGAAUGGGACUCUAAUUCGGAAAGUUCGAAAUUGAUCAAAGCAGCUCACGAUAUAAACAGUGCGAUACUGAAGACUGAUAAUGGACCACAACUAUGGAGAAAAUUUGAAACCCCCAUGUAUAAAAGUAUAAAAAAAGGACACGAACACAUUGAAAAAAUCGCCCUAAAAGUUGUAAGUGAAAAACUAACCAGUAUUAAAACGACAGACUCCAAAACAUCAUUAUUAGGAGAAUACUUGAGCUCAGACGAGACAGAUUACAAAGACGUAGUUGGAAUGACUGUUGACACUUUGUUAGCUGGAAUCGACACGGCGACGUACUCCUGUUGUUUCGGACUUUACCAUUUGUCAUCAAACCCAGACGUGCAGAAGAAAAUAUUCGAUGAAGCACGAGCCCUGCUCUCGGACAACAAUACACCGGUCACCGAUAGGAUAUUAGAGCGGGCCGUGUACUCGAAAGCGGUCGUCAAAGAGAUGUUCCGGAUGAAUCCGAUAUCGGUGGGCGUCGGUCGGAUACUGCCAGAGGAGUGCGUGUUUUCGGGAUACAGAGUCCCAGCAGGAACGGUCGUGGUGACGCAAAAUCAGGUGAGCUGUCGUCAAGAGGAAUACUUCCGGCGACCCGACGAUUUUGUGCCGGAAAGAUGGCUAAAAGGUAGCGUCCAUUACGAGUCGGUCAGUCCGUAUUUGGUUUUACCUUUCGGCCACGGACCUAGGACGUGUAUAGCGAGACGUUUGUCAGAGCAAUUUUUGCAGGUCGUGCUCAUAAAAAUCGUCAGAAACUUUGAGAUGACUUGGACGGGACCAAAGUUGGACAGUAAAUCUUUAUUGAUAAAUAAACCGGACGGACCGAUAUCUUUAAUAUUCAAGACCAGAGACUGAACAAAAUCAUUUUAAUUUUAUCUACUUCACUUAAUAUAAAAAAUAUAGAUAGCUUGAUUACAAAUUAUAAUUUUUAUAUUUAUAUACAUUGGUAUAAUAAUUAUAGGUAUAUAAUAAAUAACUCCAAA
Messenger RNA from Aphis gossypii (cotton aphid), 1841 nucleotides. RefSeq names its product cytochrome P450 302a1, mitochondrial. The record is from RefSeq and is a predicted model, not a curated record. The coding region runs from base 187 to 1713 and encodes 508 amino acids. Lineage: Eukaryota; Metazoa; Arthropoda; Insecta; Hemiptera; Aphididae. Gene Ontology annotation, molecular function: iron ion binding; heme binding; oxidoreductase activity, acting on paired donors, with incorporation or reduction of molecular oxygen. The transcript is spliced from 9 exons.